This is a messenger RNA of Salmo salar (Atlantic salmon), 5012 nucleotides long. It is a transcript of the gene ghra, whose product is annotated as growth hormone receptor a. Gene Ontology annotation, molecular function: cytokine receptor activity; hormone activity. Gene Ontology annotation, cellular component: external side of plasma membrane; extracellular region. The record is from RefSeq and is a predicted model, not a curated record. NCBI's taxonomy places the organism in Eukaryota, Metazoa, Chordata, Actinopteri, Salmoniformes, Salmonidae. Gene Ontology annotation, biological process: cytokine-mediated signaling pathway.
UGGAGAGAGCCCGGAGCUGUGAAAGGAGCACUCACUGUACCUCUAUGAAUCUAUGUCGUACUAGUCUUCAUCCAAGACGAACUAAUAUAGCGAUAGUGUCAAUUUGGUCAUAUAGAGGAAUCAAUCAAAAAAGAAUAGCUGUUAGUAGUGAUCACUCAUAGCUUAAAGUAUGGUAAUGUUAACAUUAGAUUUUUUUAUUUAUUAAGGCUACAUCGUCCGUUAAGGGGGUAGGCUACAUCGUGGAGUUAAAAGGCGGACCAGUUGUGUCUGUCCUGGUUCUGUCAGAUGAACAAAUCGUAAGAAGUCGACACCACUCACGCAUUUUUCCAGCUGACAGCAUAGUAUUAGCAAAGUAAAGCCCCCCGUCAUGGCGUCUCCAUCAUUUCUCCUCCUCUUCCCCUCCCUGGGUUGGCUGUCUGCUGUGACAUCAUCAGAUCCCUUCGUCCGUGCUCCUCAUUUCACUGGGUGUAAGUCCAGGGAGCAGGUGACGUUUAGCUGUUGGUGGAGCGCCGGAAGCUUCCAGAAUCUCACGGAACCCGGAGCACUGCAAAUGUUCUACUGGAAGAAAAAUGAUUUGACGAAAGAAUGGAGGGAGUGCCCUGACUACUCCUCCUCUGUGAAGAAUGAAUGUUUCUUCAAUAAGAACAACGCAGUUAUCUGGACGACCUACUGUGUGCGACUCAGCUCUAAAAGCCAGAACAUCACCUACGAUGAAUUGUGUUUCGAAUUGCAGGACAUCGUGCACCCUGACCCCCCGGUGGCCCUGAACUGGACGCUGCUGAACGUCAGCCGGUCGGGCCUGAACUAUGACAUCAUGGUGAGCUGGGAACCCCCGCCCUCGGCCGACGUAGCCGUUGGAUGGUUGACACUGGUGUACGAACUCCAGUUCAAGAGGAGGAACAACUCACACUGGAAAGUGUUGGAGCAUGAGUUUGGCACUCAGAAGUCAAUCUACGGCCUUAGCACAGGAGAGGAGUAUGAGGUGCGCGUGCACUGCGCAAUGAGGGCCUUCAAUAACUUUGGGGAGUUCAGUGAUGCCAUCUUUGUCCAUGUGUCAGAGAUUCCCAGUAAAGAGUCCACGUUCACUGUGACUCUGGUCCUGAUCUUCGGGGCUGUGGGCGUGGCCAUUUUCCUUAUGCUCAUCAUCUUCUCUCAGCAGCAGAGACUUAUGGUGAUUCUUCUGCCUCCUGUACCUGCACCCAAAAUCAAAGGGAUUGACCCAGAACUGCUUAAGAAGGGAAAGCUGAAUGAGCUGAACUUCCUUCUGAGUGUUGGUGGUAUGGGGGGUCUCCAUCCCUACCCCCCUGACCUGUACCAGGACGAGUCCUGGAUGGAGUUCAUUGAGCUGGACGCAGACGAGCCUGAGCCUGGGGAGAAGGAGGACAACCAGAGCUCAGACACACAGAGACUGCUGAGCCUGGGUCACAACAACCACCGCACAAACCAUGGCUGCUCUCACACCCUCCGCAUCCCUGAUAAUGACUAUGAUCCAGAGCUGCCUGACCAGGAGACCCUAAUGUUGAUGGCUGCCCUCCUGUCCAGCCAACCAGAAAAAGAUGAACCCUGCCUGGGGAACCGGCGGAGCCACUCAAACCCCCCGGCCCUAGAGGUGCAGGAGGUCCCAUGCCCAAGGCUCCAAGCUCCAGGCUUAGCUCCAGAGGGAGGGGAGAGGCCCCUGGUCCAGACCCAGCUGGGAGGCCCUCAUAGCUGGGUCAACAUAAACGUCUAUGCCCAGGUCAGCGAUGUGAUGCCCGCCGGAGGGGUGGUGCUCUCACCAGGCCAGCAGGUCAGAGCCCCGGAGAACGCUCCAACAACAGAGGAGGAUAAGAAGAAGAAUGGGAAAAUGGAAGGAGGAGAGGAGGAGAGUGAGGAGGAGGAGAGGAGAAAUAAGAAGUUGCCGUCUCAGCUGCUGGUGGUGGAUCCUGAGGCUGGGGGCUACACGACAGAGAGCAGUGGCCAGCAAAUCAGAACCCCUGACCCCUCCUCACCUGGGGAGGUCUACCACGCCUUCCCCCCACCUCCCCCCUAUCUCCUGCAUACCACCCCCCUAGGGAACUAUCAGUCCCUGUACAUCCUUCCCAACUCCCCUGCUCAGUUCCUCCCCCCUGUUUUGGACUACACUGUGGUACAAGAUGUUGACUCCCAGCAUAGCCUUCUCCUCAACCCUCUCCCCCAGAGGUCCCCCUCCUGCCCUCCACAACCCCCCUCCAAGCCCCUGCCCACAAUGCCCAUAGGGUACCUCACCCCGGACCUGUUAGGCAACCUCUUGCCUUAAAAAAAAAACCACCUCCCAGGUGGCCUUGGGGCAUAUAGGUCAGAGUUCACACGCCAGGAAGUCAGUAAUCAUCCCAGACAGACAGUCUUGUUUUACCUGAUCACCGCUGGAAACCAAAUAUGUUACGGGACAGACAGGCACGAUGUUUGUUUGAGAGGGUGAUGGAAGGGAAGCUGGGAAAGAGAAACGUUUAGAUGUUGUGUUUGGGUUUUAUGUAAGUGAUACUGGAACUUGAGGAAGGAGUAAAUUGGCCUUUCUGGUAUGACAGAGCUUAAAGAAAGACUUGUGUUGAACAAAUCUUAGUGUGCUCUGUCUGACUAAGACUGAGACACCCAAAAACCCACUGUCUGAACCCUUUAAAUGCACAGAUUUCUAAUAUAAUGUUACACACAGAUAAACUUAUGCACCACGUAUACGCAGACAAGCUCAGACAUGAUUCUAGUUGGAUGUUAUCUGAUACUUAAAGGUAUCUAUCAUUUGACUGAUCAAGUGCUAUGUAAACAUUUUCCUUGCAGACACACCCAGUCCCACCUUAAUGUUUUCUACUAUGAUCUAUUAUAGAAAUGUCAGAGAGAAGUGAGUAAAGAAACAAGCUCACAUAUAUCAUAUAGCAUAUAGAUGUUUAAUGCUGUAGCAUAUUGGCUUAAGUCUUAACUAUUCUGUAGAUGGAUCAAGUAACAGAAUGUAAUGGAGAAUAACAAGCACAUUUAUACAAUCACACACACGCGCACAGGCACACAUAUACAUCAUCGUUAUCGCCUCAUUAACUGACAGGACACUUAAGUGUGCUGUUUGUCAAACGUACCGCUACAAUAAGUGCAAAGUGACUAUUGGUGGCUAUUGUCGUUCAUUUAGCACUCAUUAUUUUGCUUAGUAGCACAUUGGUCAUGCUUAUAUUUAGCUUUGAAUUCUUGCAGCAGAAUCAUCUAACAGUUACCCGACUGAGGUCACGGUAUUGAACACAGCCAUUAGACAAGCUGUGUGCACUCAAUGUGAAAACUCACUCUGGUUACCAUAAUAAAUGGAGAACAAGGCAGCUCAUAACAGCGAACAGGUUUCAAUUGUGUAAUGAGACAUUAACGAGCACAGACUAGAGUCUCACAGUACAGGAAAGACUGCUUUUGUAUGGUCUACUUACUUUGCCUUCAUUUUAAUUGCAGGGACAAUAACUGAAAAUGUGUAAAGAGGUACUUAGAAUAUGUCUUUCUCUCUGUGUUUCUGUUGUUCUCAAUGUAGUUGCAAUGCCAAUGUUAAUGUGCUGUCGCUCGCGCUUUAUGACAGUGAGAUGAGCCUCUUUUGAUGUAGUGAAACGUACUUAGACACUCAGGGUUUUCUAUAUGCACCCAACUUUGCAAACAUGCCCAAGCAAGCGCGCACACACACACACACACACACACACACACACACACACACACACACACACACACACACACACACACACACACACACACACACACACACACACACACACACGCAAGCACAUACAUACACACCAUUUCAAAACGUGGAAAAGACAGUAUCUACUCUUCUUUUGAGCUGACAUAUACACACGCACACACAUUGUUGUAAAAAAACAACUGGUGGUAAAUUGGAAAUGUACUAGUUUGUGUAUCUGAUCUGCAUUAGUGAUUGACAAGACGCUCCGUAGAUACAGUAGAUUAUACAUGUAUCAUCAGAAGAAAGAUCAUCUUCAUCCCGAAGAGAAACCAUCAGAUCCAGUGGUUGCGUGAGGAGCUAGAGUAUGUGUUUGGUGUUGGACAUUGUACGGUACGGUCAUAAUUGUUCAUAGGCAAUGAACGCUUUAAAGGUGGAUGUGAACCUUUCAGGGCCAUCAUUAUUGGAGAGUCUCGUCUCUUCUGUGUAUGACUGUGGCAUUCUGUCAGAUCCAUUCAGCGUAACACUCUUAGAAAAAAGGGUUCUUCGGCUGUCCCCAUAGGAAAACCCUUUGGUUCCAGGUAGAACCCUUUUGGGUUCAGUGUAGAACCCUCUGUGGAAAGGGUUCUACUUGUUUUUUUUUAACCUUUAUAUAACUAGGCAAGUCAGUUAAGAACAAAUUCUUAUUUACAAUGACGGCCUACCCCGGCUAAACCCGGACGACGCUGGGCCAAUUGUGCGCCGCCCUACGGGACUCCCAAUCACGGCCGGAUGUGAUGCAGCCUGGAUUUAAACCAGGGACUGCAGUGACGCCUCUUCCACUGAGAUGCAGUGUCUUAGACCGCUGCGCCACCUUGGAACCAAAAGGUUUCUACCUAGAACCAAAAAUGGUUCAUCAAAGGAUUCUUCUAUGGGGACAGCAGAAGAACCCUUGUAGGUUCUAGAUAACACCUUUUUUUUCUAAGACUGUACAAACUGCAUCACAAGGACUGAAAGCCUAUCUGUAAGUGCAGAAAAUCUGUUACUAUUUUGUGGUGUUCACUACAGGAGCUCUUGACCAUUACGAUUCAUAAAUAUGAAACAUAUAUUAUGCCGGCACAUUAAGAAUGUUCAGUUCAGAGUUCAAUAUGGACAAUAUCAAUUUUCAGUUGUCAAUUCAUCUAGUCAACAAUUCAUGAAUGAUGUGUUUUUAAACCGAUAAUACCACAACACAACCUGUUCAAGUGUGCCAUUCUCUGGCAUGCUUAUUCUCUCUCGCUCUCUCUGCUUCAUUGAGAAAUGAUUAAGUGAACUGCCGCUGCCGCCAUUGCUGAUGAGACCAGCAUGUAAACAUUGAAACAGAAAUCUACAAGUGCCGUAACAA